Ochotona princeps (American pika) is the source of this 2375-nucleotide messenger RNA. It is a transcript of the gene SLC35D1, whose product is annotated as solute carrier family 35 member D1. The transcript is spliced from 12 exons. Lineage: Eukaryota; Metazoa; Chordata; Mammalia; Lagomorpha; Ochotonidae. The record is from RefSeq and is a predicted model, not a curated record. Gene Ontology annotation, molecular function: GDP-fucose transmembrane transporter activity; antiporter activity. Gene Ontology annotation, cellular component: Golgi apparatus. The coding region runs from base 258 to 1433 and encodes 391 amino acids.
CCCGGCGCUCCGGAGCCCCCGAGUGGUCUCCACAGCUUCUCCCUUGGCGUCUCGCACCCGGGGGUCGCGCCGCUCCCCAGGCCCUCUUCAAACCUUGCCCAGACCGGGGCGGGCGCCGUUCCACCCUCUGACCCCGCGUUGCACAAUGCCGGAGCAAAGUCCCCGAGGGUGUGAACCGCAGUGUCCCUGCCCCUGGGCGGGGACGGGCGGCGGCAGUGCGGGGAGCCGAGGCAGCCAGCCUGCAGCCUCCGGGUCGCAUGCCCCGAGCCCCGAGCCCGCCAGCCGCCGGCAGCCACCGCCGCAGGCCUCCCCGCCGCCAGGCCCGCGCGCCGCUCCCCUCCCGAGCCCGCGCCACCGCCGCAGCCAUGGCGGAAGUUCAUAGACGUCAGCAUGCUCGGGUUAAAGGAGAAGCCCCCGCGAAAUCCUCCACACACAGAGAUGAGGAGGAGUUGGGGAUGGCGUCGGCCGAAACGCUGACCGUGUUCCUGAAGCUGCUGGCCGCCGGCUUUUACGGCGUGAGCUCCUUCCUGAUCGUGGUAGUGAACAAGAGCGUGCUCACCAAUUACAGAUUUCCCUCCUCACUAUGUGUUGGACUUGGCCAGAUGGUAGCCACAGUGGCAGUUCUCUGGGUGGGAAAGGCCCUCCGAGUGGUCAAAUUUCCUGACUUUGACAGAAAUGUACCUCGAAAGACGUUUCCACUACCUCUACUAUAUUUUGGGAACCAAAUCACGGGACUGUUCAGCACAAAGAAACUGAACUUGCCAAUGUUUACAGUUCUGAGAAGGUUCUCCAUCUUGUUUACAAUGAUUGCUGAAGGAGUUUUACUCAAGAAAAGUUUUUCUUGGGGUGUUAAAAUGACUGUAUUUGCAAUGAUUAUUGGAGCCUUUGUGGCUGCCAGCUCUGACUUGGCAUUUGAUCUGGAAGGAUAUGUUUUCAUUCUGAUAAACGAUGUCCUAACAGCAGCAAAUGGUGCAUAUGUAAAACAAAAAUUAGAUUCAAAAGAGCUGGGAAAAUAUGGUCUGCUGUAUUACAAUGCACUGUUCAUGAUUCUGCCCACCCUGGCCAUUGCAUAUUUCACAGGAGAUGCACAAAAGGCAAUGGAGUUUGAAGGCUGGGCUGAUGCUCUGUUUCUUCUGCAGUUUGCCCUCUCCUGUGUGAUGGGGUUUAUCUUGAUGUACUCCAUAGUGCUCUGUACGCAGUAUAAUUCUGCUCUUACAACUACAAUAGUUGGCUGUAUUAAGAAUAUAUUAAUAACUUAUAUUGGAAUGGUCUUUGGUGGAGAUUAUAUUUUCACAUGGACAAACUUCAUUGGCUUAAAUAUAAGCAUUGCUGGGAGCCUGGUGUAUUCCUACAUCACUUUCACUGAAGAGCAGCUGAGCAAGCAAUCAGAAGCCAGCAGCAAGCUGGAUGUCAAGGGGAAAGGCGCAGUGUGACAUGAGGAUGGCUCAGCCACACAGGCCCAAGACUGGAUGAGGGCCAACACUGCAGUUCCCACGCAAGAACUGAGAUGUCUCGAUAAUGGAGAAAGUAUUGUCCCUUUGCACUUGUACAAUCUGAGAUUGAUUGCUGCCUUUUAAAUUUUUAUGAGAGAAACUUAAAAUUGACUCUAUUUUAAAUAUGUUGUUUGACUUAAUUUAUAUCAUACUGGAAAAUAUACUGGGCUUUUUAAUUUAUUUUUCUUCUGACAGUGAAACAUCAGUGUUUUGAAAAUAUUUUAUUUCAUAGUUUGAUAUCCAGGUGUCCCUGAGGGCUGCAUGUUUUUAUGUGCUCCAGUUGGAGCGUCCUCACUGAGAUUGUUGCUGCAUCUGGAGACACAGCCUUUCUUCUGCUGAAAAUGCAGCCACAUUUAUGACAUUUAUCUUCUCUGAAUUUCAUUUCUUACGGCUUUUUUGUCUUCAUGACAUCAUCACUGUGGCUGCCAAAGGCAACAGCUUCAGCACUGAGGGAAAAAAAGUGGGCUUUAGAGUGUAUUGCUAUGCAUGUUAGCUUCCCUGGGAACCCAAGGACAGAGUGCAUUCCUGGAAAAUGUGCUGUUCCCUUUUUGCUGUGCAGGAGUGGAAGAAGUAAGCCUUUCACUCAUUUUUUAUUUAUCUGACUUAUUAGUGCAUUAUGUGUGUGCUAGGCAUUGUGCUAAGUAUAAGUACUAGGGAUACAGGAUGUCUUGCAAGGUGGCUACAGGAUGUCACUGCUGCCAUUGUGGCCAUAGGUAAAAUGACGAGGUUCGCUCUGUCAGUCCCUGCAAGAGACCUUGUGACUAGAAAUAGGUUGUGUCCUAUUGCCUAUCUCUUACCAAUGAGAAAACAAGCCUCAGAGGAAAUUCAGCUAUGUGUCAAAAACUUAAAAUGCACGUACUUGCCACUGAACCAUGCUGUCAU